This is a messenger RNA of Talaromyces marneffei, 1140 nucleotides long. RefSeq lists its product as uncharacterized. Bases 1 to 1140 code for a protein of 379 amino acids. The transcript has 2 exons. Lineage: Eukaryota; Fungi; Ascomycota; Eurotiomycetes; Eurotiales; Trichocomaceae. The record is from RefSeq and is a predicted model, not a curated record.
AUGUCUGCUUCCACGUGGAGGAAGCGCAAGUCCCCCGAGCCAGAGCGUGACGCUUUCAACCAAGACCAAGUCACAACGCCUUCCAGCAGUCCAGCUCGCAAGAAAUUAAAGAUCAGUCAGCGUCAGAAACAGGCAUUAAUUGAUAACCUACAGUUAGAAAUCACAGAACGAGCCCGCCGAUUACGCGCCCAAUAUGCCCUCCAAGCUCAAGAUCUCCGAUCGCGAAUUGAAAGACGAGUAAAUCGCAUUCCUAUCUCGCUACGAAAAACUCUCAUGGGAGUACUUCUCGAGAAAUACAGCACUGGUCCUCAUCUACAAUCCCCAAAGAAGUCAGCUGUCCCUUCAAAGGCUAUGAAAAGCCCAGUCGCGACCAAGAAACAGAAAGAUGUCGAGUAUCCAAUUCUCAGCGCGACGAAAUCUCCAUCUCGUCGCCCAAAGCAAACCAGCAAUGUUGGUAGCUACUCGGAUAAAGAGAAUGCACCAGUCCCUGAGGCCCACGUCCCUCUUGAAAACCCAAAGAAGCGCGGUAACCCGGCUGCCUCUGGUCAGCCACGAUCUGUGUCUCAAGUGCUUCGGGACGCGGAAACCAAGGUCCUUUCGCCGAAAUCAUCAAACUCGCGCACAUACAAGCAAUCACCACUCAUCGCAUCUCCCAGCAAGGCCACGUAUAUGUCACGACCUACCUCGCCAUUGAAGCCUGCCAGUCCUCUGAAAGCCAUGAUUGAAGAUGCUCGUGCCCGCGCUACGCGACCCGAAGCAAAGGCAGCGUCUCCAACGCCAAGUAUUCGACGAACCAAAACGACCGCCCAAAUAAAGAGGACGACUGUCAAGCCAUCUAGCUCCGCCAUUCCUAAGUCACCAGCAGGAAACCCUUCGCGACAGCACAAUCGGAAUAUGAGCACCAGCACUACAUCAUCCAACAUGUCUACCAGCACGACUAUUGUUAAACCUACACGGGGCACUCAGCGUCCUACUGCGACGACUUCAAGUGCAGCUGCGAAACGAGCGACGCUGAAUCGUAGCCAGGGUCCUUCCGCUGCUACUGCUGCUGCCGCGAAGCGCACGGCUGUGGCAGCAAAAAAGGCCGGUGCGGAUGCAGCUACUACUGGCAGAGUGCUCCGCAGGCGCGCGCAAGUAUGA